UUGAAACUAGCUUUAGAUAACAAUUGUAUGAACUCUUUGGAGUGGAUUAUGACUCAUUAUGGAGACCGCAGAGUUCGCUUUUUUAACUCGAUGUUUCAAGAACCUUCUUUGAAACAGACAGCAGUUUUCUUUCUGCUACACAUAGCAGUUUUAAGAAAUGAUAGACAAGUGCCGCAUAUGAUUUUGUCUCAAGACGAUGCUGCAGACACCCAUGGCCAAUGGCAACAUGCAAAAAUUGUUCUGCAAACCUACUUUUCAAAGUCACAGAUGGAAUUUUUCACUAAAGAAAUGCUUGAUAGCCUUAGACAAAAUGCUAAGUCAAUUGACGAUAGAUUCAAAAGGUCACUGACAAGGUUUGCUAUCAAGAGACGUGCCUUCAAUCUUGUCAAAGACUUUUUGCACUAUUUCUUUAAUGAUAAAGAAGAGCAAAGUGCAGUGUGGAGCCAACUUUUGCUGGUAGAAGCAUAUUCUGGAUGGUUCUUAGAAAUCAAAAGUUUUCAAAAUUUGUCAUUAGCAGAAAAUAAGCUACAAUAUGUUCCAACAGUGUUGCUGAAGAUGCAGAGAUUAACAAGACUUGAUUUAUCAUUCAAUAAAAUCUGCGAAAUACCACAUGAGAUCUUCAACAUGCCUAGUCUAAGAUGGCUUGACCUGACAGACAACGAAAUCCGUGCUUUUCCUCCUGUUAGCAGUUGGAGCAAGUUUUUUAUAUACCUGAAUUUAUCCGGCAACAAACUAACAACAAUUGAUGAUUCAAUCGCAGAUUCCAAUUUGCAGGAAUUGAAUUUGGCAAGAAACCGCUUGGCCUAUGUCCCAGAUUGUAUUUGGAAUAUAGGCUCGUUAAAAAGUCUCUGGCUUAGUGGCAAUUCGUAUAUUGAAGCUCUUCCACCAGACCUUGCAAAGUUGAAAAAUCUGGGAUAUCUUGAAAUAAAAGACAUGGUAAAGCUGACAGACCCUCCAAAAAGCAAACGAGGCUCGACGAAAGAAAUCAUAAGCUACCUAAUGGGAAAGCUGAGAGACACGAAACCUUUCUAUACCAUGAAGCUGAUGAUCUUGGGGAAGAACGGAGUCGGAAAGACCACACUGAUGCACCGCCUGGACAAUGAUUAUACUUUUAAGCAAAACAAUGCGACUGAGAGCAUAAAUAUUCAAAGAAUCGAUAUAAACAAGUAUGCAUUUAACUGCUGGGAUGUGGCUGGUCAUAAUGACUGCUGUGCCAUCAGCAACUGCUUCCUCACUCAACGCACUUUGUAUCUUGCGGUAUGGAACGUAAAAGAAGAAAACAAAGGAAUCGAUAGUUUAAAGCCUUGGCUUGAUAAUUUGCAAUGUUGGGCACCUCAUUCCCAUGUGAUUAUUAUUGGUACACACUUGGAUAAAAUUGCUGGUCGUAGAAGAGAUCUUGGAUUUGACGAUACGAUGAACUCAAGAGUUUGGGACCUGGUGUCGAAGUACGAAAGGCUUAAAUGCGUUAUGGUGCUAAUGCUUACAAACAGUGUACUUGCAGAAGAUGUAAAAGAAUGCAAAGCAAGAAUAAAAAGACUGCAAACAUUGAUAUUCGAAAAUGCUUCAGAAGUAACUCUUGGUGAAAGCCAAUACGGCCCAAUUGCAAUGGAUGAGCUGAUACCAAAAAGCUAUUUAAGCGUGCCCAAGUUGGUUAAAGAAAAAGUAACUGAACUUGAAAGAGAAGCCAAGCUGCCUUUACUAAGUAAAGCGGAGUUCGAAAACAUGUUGAAAGAUAAUUCAAAGAAAUACCCGCAAGAUUACAGCGAUCCAGAUGAUCUAAUGAAAAUCACAAAACUCUUACACGAAAUAGGUAUUGUACUGCAUUAUGAAGACCCCUGCAGCAAUCUUGGGGACAUGUACUUCAUUAAUCCAUCCUGGCUCUGUCAGCUUAUAGUCAGGAUGAUCAGCGACAAAUGUGAGAACAGCCAUGGUAUUCUGCAUUGCAAAGACCUCGAAUGUCUCCUCUCCAAUAACAGCUUAUACGUGAAUUUAACACGGCUUAUUCAUCGAUUCCAAGUAGCUUGUUCAAUUAGCGAGCAUCGAUUUCUUAUCUUCUCAAAACUGCCUCAACAGAACCCUGUUGGUUUCUUUGGCUUGCAAGAACCAGGCAGAACCAUUACACGAAUACAUUCUUUUCCCCGUAUAUCACAUGGGUUCUGGACGCGACUUAUAAGCAGAUUCACAGCCUGUUUCAACGAAAUAUUCAGCCUUCUUUCGAAUAGAAAAGAUGAAGAAACUAAGGAUUCCUGGUUGGAUAUUGAACAGGCACCUUUCAAAGGUGAUGUAAAAGUAGAGACUACCAAACAGAAAGACGAGCAACUACAAAAGGAAAACAUUGACAUCUUUGCUCUCAUUGGUAAGAAGAAGCUCAUAUUUUGGCGUCAAGGCAUUCUUUUAAAUCAUCCAGAUCUCUUUCUGUCGGUCGUAGUGCGAAGAGGAGAAAAUGCAAGGGAACUAGUUGAGACAAAAGUGUCCCAUUCAAGCAUUGGUUUUCAAGCUUUUUCGCUUAUGCUAGAACAUAUAUAUUCAGUAGUUACUGAAUGGAAUCGGGACAUGUCAGUUCGCGAGAUGUCUCAAUUAGCUCCAUGUCCUAUCUGCCUUGAUUACGGCAUGAAACCUCCUCAUCUUUUUGAUGUGUAUGAAUGUCUGUCCGUAGAAGAUCACCUUGUGUGCAAAAAUCACGACAGUCCACGUAAUAUCAAGCUAUGUCACAUUUUUCCAGAGCUUCCUUUGAAUGACCUGAGCUACAAUAUAAACACUAUUACAGUGGAAGAAAAUUUGCUUGGUUUUGGAACAUUUGCGAAAGUAUACAGUGGAAAGCAAGGGUGUCGAUCCGUUGCUAUCAAGGUGUACAAAACCGUUAAGGAUAUUCCUAGUCUUGCAUUAGAAGUUCUUUACGAAAUGCGGCGAGAAGCAUGUAUGCUAACAAGGUGCAGAGAGUGUCCAUUCGUUAUACCAUUCUACGGUGGAUUACGCUAUCCCAAUUGCAUGUUGGUGACAGAACUGGCCAACAAAGGCUCCUUAAGGAUGGUGCUAAAAGCCCCGCAGCUUCAAAUUCCGAGAAUAGUUGUCUACCGGAUGGCGCAGCAAAUUAUCUGUGCGCUAGCCUAUCUUCAUUCGCUUGGCAUUAUUCACAGGGAUCUGAAGUCUGAUAACGUUCUUGUUUUCUCCUUGGAAAGUGACAUUCGCGUAAAUGUAAAGUUAGCCGAUUUUGGCUCCGCAAAUCUCGUUUCGCCAGUUGGCCUAAAGUUGCGGAAAGGCACUUCAGGCUUCAUUGCUCCAGAAGUACUUUGUGGUAUGCACGAGUAUGAUGCCAAAGUUGAUGUGUUCUCGUUCGCCAUGGUGCUUUACGAAAUGAUAACCAAACGACGGCCCUUUUACUUGGCCCAAGAUAAUUUCGAAAGAGAUGACGAAGUAAAAGCAGGAAAACGACCCACAAUCAAUGACGUCAUUGCCACACAAUUCAGCUUGCUUACGUUAACAGAACUGAUGACAAAGGCAUGGGCACAAGUGGCAACAAAUCGACCUACCUCACAAGAAAUCAAAUUGCAGCUGAAAUCGCCCGGCUUCUGCCUUUUGUAUGGCAAAAUCCCUCUGAGAGGUAUAGCAAGCUUCUGUUACCUAUAUUUCAUACAAUGCUCCAAAGAUGUUUGGAUCAGCUGUCAAGAUAGCAAGGGUGCAGCUUUAAUUGUUAUUGACCCAUUAACAUCGAGUAUUAAGAAACGGUUUUGUUCUGAAGGAAGCUCUAUUAGCAAAUACCUGAAAAAUGCUAACAUGGUAGUAUCGAUACAUGCAGUUAACGAUGAUUAUAUUGCAAUGCAUACAAGAUGCAAGUUUGAUUCCAUUCUCAUCUAUUCAUUGAAAGAAGAGCGGAAUGUCAGUUGGCAUCAGUUGGAAUACAGGUGGAUAAGUUCAAUGAAAAUGUGUCACAAUCAUGUCUUUAUCGGUUUUAAAGAUGGCAACGUUUUGAAAAUGGGCAAAGCUGAAUUCCUAACAGGAGAACUAAAAGGCAAAGAUCUUGUAACAGUAAACAAGGAAUUUGCGGUGACGGCAAUAAAUACAAGUAUAAGUGAAGAUAACCUGUUUAUUGGCUGCGGCAAGUACCUAUACGUGUACUCUGUGUCUGCAUUGGAACAUUUUAAGCAUAUAAGGGAGCCAAACGACGAGACAAUUUCACAGAUUGGAGUUUCAUUAUGUGACAAUUUGUUGACUGUUUCGUAUUACAAUAGCCCUACCAUUAGUAUAUUCUCAACCAACACUAUUGAAUACAUAGGAGAAAUAAGUACAUGGCAGCAAAUAGGGCGACUGCUGCCUACCAUUGAUUUAUAUGGUCAAAGUAUUACUUGCUUUUGUAUUGUGGACGACACACUAUGGGCUGGUACUGGCAGCGGGUAUAUUUUAAUAUACAGUAUAGAAAGUAGUGGCCAACACUGUUUUAUGACAGCGAUCAGGCCAUACAAAAUGGAAGUGCGAUCCAUCAUUUCAUUUCCUAACACUGGUGGGAACCCCGCACGGCUUGUGGUUACUACAGGUAGAAAGGUGAACCUAACUGCUUUUUGUGACAAAGAUCAGGGCCUGUGUCUUUUGACAGGGGCCCUGCCAGCUGACAAGCCAGAAUCUUCGUUUAAAAGGAAAGAAUCUCAAACAGAAAGGCCUCUAGAUAUGGGCAAAAUUUGGCCAAAUGACAUCAAAAGAUGCCAAGAUAGACACAAUGUUUUAAAAGAUGCUGAAGAUCAUAAUCAAGAAAUUAGGAACAGCAAAGCCAGACAUCAUGCUGCACAGAAAUUCAAUCAAUUCGAAGACAAUUUACUUCUUAUUUGGGAAGCACUUCCAGCUCAUGUAUUAAAAAGAAUUUUAGAAAUAUGA
Messenger RNA from Rhopilema esculentum, 4866 nucleotides. NCBI's taxonomy places the organism in Eukaryota, Metazoa, Cnidaria, Scyphozoa, Rhizostomeae, Rhizostomatidae. The record is from RefSeq and is a predicted model, not a curated record.